AUAAUGGCCUGACCGCCUUGUGCAGCGAAAAUGAGUGGUUGGAUAGGGGAAAAAUGAAUUGUUAGAUAAAUGAGGAUAUUUUCGUCAAGAAGUAUUGGGCGUUAUUUGUUAGCAAAAAUAGUUUUGGGGGGAAGUUGCUGGAAAAAUUAAGUGGCGUAAAUUGAUUUUUGGGGUUUUUAAUGCAAUUUUCCCGUAUAUUUUUAUACCAAAGCCAACUGACAUUCCCUCAUUAACUACAAUUUUGGACUUGAAGCCUCAUAAUUAAAAAAAAGGCGGUUAACUCUUCCCACCAAAUAAGAUUGCAGGUUUAUAAAGCAACUAACCUUUUAACUUUAAGCUUUUUGAUUAUCCAGAUAUUUGGUGCUCUGAAGUUCUCCAGAUCCUUGAAGUUGACUUGUAUCAGUAAUUAUCAUAAAAUUUGAUUGAUUAUGGGAGAUAUUACUUUUGGAAGACACAGAAUAAGAAUCCUAUAUGGAGGCGAUGCAUUUUUGCUAAAAUAAAUGGAUGGAGAUUUUUGGCUUACAGCACAUGUCCUGGGUAAUGGAUGUAUGACAUAUAGGCCCUUCACCUAUUGCAAAACUACUAGAUAAGACAGACAUGCCUUUCAGGAUGGAGACUGAUGGAUGGGACUUUUCUUACCUGGUUGAAGUCCCCUUUUUUUCAUCAAUAAGCUGCAAAACCAACUUGCCUCGCUCACACUUUGUUGAAGUGCCACAUAUACAGCAACUUUCUACUUGGGAUUGUGGGCUUGCUUGUGUCUUGAUGGUAUUGAAAACUCUUGGCAUUGACUGUGGUGACAUCCCUUGUUUGGAAAAGUUAUGUUGCACAACAAGUGUUUGGACUGUUGAUCUGGCACACUUAUUGCAUAAGUUUUCUGUUAAAUUUUUCUUCCUCACGGUUACUCUUGGAGCUAAUCCAAAUUAUGCAGUGGAGUCCUUCUAUCAGGAUAACUUACCAGAUGACAUAAGACGUGUGAAUGGACAAUUCCAGGUUGCACUAGAGAAUGGCAUUAACAUACAAUGUAGGUCCAUUGGAGGUGAAGAAAUUUCAGUCUUGAUAUUAUCAGGGAAAUUUGUUGCUGUUGCAUUGGUUGACAAGCACAAGUUAAGUUGUCGUCCUUGGCUGGAGGAAAUCUGUCUCCCAGAAAUUUAUGGUGGAACCUCUGGCUACACAGGCCAUUUUGUGGUGAUCUGUGGCUAUGAUGCGGAUACAAAUGAAUUUGAGAUAAGAGACCCAGCCAGCUCUAGGAAAUAUGAGCGGGUCUCCUUGGAGUGCCUCGAAGAAGCUCGCAAGUCCUUUGGUACUGAUGAGGACAUUCUCUUGAUCUUAUUAGACAAGGAAGAGGGGGGAGAAGAAGCAUCAAUAAUCUGCCCUAGUGGAUGAAUUUGUAAACUCACUCUAAUUGUCCUGUAUUCAAUUCUUUCGGGGACAUUUUUGCAAGAUCUUGGUCCCCAUGUUUCCCUAAGGCAUUCAUAUAUCUAUGGUGUUAUGUAGCUGUAUACAUGUAUUAUAUCACUUAUUGAUUAUUGACAUGGAAUUUCUAUUUAUCCCA
This is a messenger RNA of Amborella trichopoda, 1552 nucleotides long. Its product is annotated as guanylyl cyclase 1. The record is from RefSeq and is a predicted model, not a curated record. Lineage: Eukaryota; Viridiplantae; Streptophyta; Magnoliopsida; Amborellales; Amborellaceae.